AUGCUUAAAUUUGGAACAAGCGUUUUCCAUGCACAUGUGCACCAGUGGGCUUGUCAACUUCAGUAUAACCCCCGCUUAAAUGAAGGCUGGGGAAUGUCGGAUGGCGAGGGAUUGGAGCGCAUCUGGUCCUUUCUCUCACCACUAAUAAGUCAACUCCGCUACUCAACCAAGAACCACCGACUUUCUGCACUAGAUCUCCGCUCUCAACAUCACAAUGAACAUGGAAAGAUAUCAGCAAUUCGAUUGCUUUACGAAAGAGGGCAGCACAUCCAGAAAAUUAACCAAGAGGCAUGUGAUACGUUACAACAAGUAGAGCAAAGAUCAGGUCACACCUUAGUCUACUUAAAAGGGCAGUGGGAACGUCAGAGGCAACAGCAACUGCAAGCCAUGGAUAAUGGAACUGAGACAGAAAUGAUGAAGCAAGUAGAAGAUCUUGUUGUCUUGGAGGACAAACUUUUUGAAGCGCAACAGGAGAUGCAAGAACUCCAGCGGACCAGAAGGAGGACCCAUACUGUCGAACAAGGAAUACAAAUUGAACAAUUGCCCAACACCCUAAUCUCUUUGGAGAGCAAAAUUGACCAACUAAUUGGGGAGCUGGGUUCUGAUUAUUUUAGAAAUCUCACCCCAAACACUACAUACUCCCAAGCAAAAGCCUUGAUCAAGUUAAAAAUCACCAAGUCAAAGCUUUAUGAAGCCAAAGUGGGUGUGAUUGAGAUGCAAAAGCGUUGGGAUGCAAGGGGUUCUGGCACACGACUUCAAGCACAAUUUAGAAGGCAAAUGAGCGGAAAAAUGAAGCAUUUGAAGAAUAAAUGGGCUUCAUACAACCACCGGGCCAAUGAUUACAACACAAAAUUCACCCCAGAAAUCUACCUACCCACUCCGACAUUAGACGAGGUCAAGGCAUAUCAGAUGGACCAUGCCUUCUGGAGUAUUGGGCUGCUUGAUCACCCCCAUGAGCCUUGGGCUGCAGACACAGACACACAACAGGGAAUCCAAGCAUACCUUCUACUCACGCACACUGAGGAUGAAUUACGACGAAUCUCCAGAGAAGCAAGACAAGCAGUUGAAUGGGCCAUUCAGAAAGGGCAGAAGUUGCAAUUGGUUUACCAGGUGUUUCAAAUAGCAACACCUCAAUCAAAUCUCCCGCAACAGAGGACUUCCAACUAUUACUUUGCAGUCAAUUAUAAGGCAGCAUCUGAAGACCCAUUGCCGAAUGCAGAUGUCUUGGCACUCUCACUGUGUUACACUACUGGAAUGGAGUCAGAAGUGGAUGAAUCCUGA
This is a messenger RNA of Puccinia graminis f. sp. tritici CRL 75-36-700-3, 1281 nucleotides long. RefSeq lists its product as uncharacterized. The transcript is spliced from 6 exons. NCBI's taxonomy places the organism in Eukaryota, Fungi, Basidiomycota, Pucciniomycetes, Pucciniales, Pucciniaceae. Bases 1 to 1281 code for a protein of 426 amino acids. The record is from RefSeq and is a predicted model, not a curated record.